Messenger RNA from Annulohypoxylon maeteangense, 643 nucleotides. RefSeq lists its product as uncharacterized. The record is from RefSeq and is a predicted model, not a curated record. Bases 221 to 643 code for a protein of 140 amino acids. NCBI's taxonomy places the organism in Eukaryota, Fungi, Ascomycota, Sordariomycetes, Xylariales, Hypoxylaceae. The transcript is spliced from 2 exons.
UAUUUGCAUGCCACUUUUCAACUAUCCCGUGGAGAUCUUUGACGGUCAAUGGACUUACGACUUCAUAAGACCUUCAAACGGCCUUUAAUCUGUAUCUCCGAUAUGAUGCUCCAGACAUCCAAUCUCCUACAAUGGAGGUCCCUAGGUAUAAGGAUAACUGAUACUGUCCUGAUUUCUCGCAUCACUUAACACCUAUCACCUACCGCCAAUCACAUCAACCAUGCCUCCCUUACCUUGCCCAACAAAGGAACACAUUCGUCAGGUAUUUUCUCACUUUGCGGAGGGCAACGCAGAGGCAUUCUACGCCCACGUCGCCGACGAUGUCGAUCUAACCCUUACGGGAUCACAUGCCCUAGCAGGUCGUUAUGACAAAGCGACAUUUAGAUCUCAAGCUCUGGCUCGGGUCAACUGCAUAUUUGACGGACCUGUCAAACUGCAUGUCAGGAGUAUCAUUGGCGGAGAAGUGGAAGAGUGGGCUGUGAUCGAGCUGACUGCGGAAGCGAGAUGUAAGAAUGGUCUUGUAUACGAUCAGACGUAUUCGUGGUCCACGCGGUGGAAAGACGGCAAGAUUGUCGAAGUCCGCACGUACAUGGACGGUCUGCUCUUGAACAAGGCUCUAGCAGAAAACGAGAACGAGUCUUAA